This is a messenger RNA of Trichophyton verrucosum HKI 0517, 285 nucleotides long. RefSeq lists its product as uncharacterized. NCBI's taxonomy places the organism in Eukaryota, Fungi, Ascomycota, Eurotiomycetes, Onygenales, Arthrodermataceae. The transcript has a single exon. Bases 1 to 285 code for a protein of 94 amino acids. The record is from RefSeq and is a predicted model, not a curated record.
AUGGGGCUACAGCAGAGACAGAAGACAGGGUCAGUCGGCUCCGCACAGCCAGCGAAGGGGGGGAGGAGGGAGAGGGGGAGCGCCUGGUCUUUGCUAGCAUCGCAGCGCUGCGGCAGACUUACUGAAGCCAUGGAUGACGGUUUGACAGCGGACUUUCGAUUCGUUGAGAGAGACAGACAGACAGCUCAGGCGGCUUCUCACAGCAGAGACAGCGAGAGCGAGGAGAAGAAGAAGAGAGAGAAAGGAGCGAGGGAGCUUCGGGUUUGGGUUGUUGAUAUUUCUUGA